GAAAAACAUUAUUCAAUAAAUUAUGAAUUCUUACUGUAUUUAUAUUUUACAGUAACUAUUACUAUUAAAUUCAAAUUAUGCAGUAACUACGAACUGGGAGACAUUUAUGAGACUUCUUCUCUUGAGUUAAAUUAUUUUUUGCCGGUAAUACCUAUACUACUACUAGUACAUAUUAAUUUUGUUUUAGACCGUCAGCCCGCCAAGGCAUCAGAAUUCAAAAUACAAUUUGGAAUUUUCAAUUCGCCUGCUGGUGAUUAUAUUUAUUUUAAUUGUUGUUAAAUAAUUAAUUGCAAUUUCUUAUUUUGUACAAUGUAAAGAUGUUUAGAAGGAUCUAAAUAUAAAUAUAUAACCUACCUAUUCCUUUUUUGGAAGCUAUCUCCUCGCAUAACCAUAAUUAUGUCAGGAAAAGGAUCUUUUGAAAAUCAAUACCCUGAUUAUGAUCAAAACACGACACAAACCUUAUUAAAGUCUAAGGAUGCAAUUUCUGAAGCAUUCCAAAAGAAGUUAAACAAUUUCAAAACAUCUAAACUACAAUACUUGACAACUAAUUUGCAAAAAGAAAUAUUUCAUGAUGGAACAGUGUACACAGGAUCUGCAGGUCUUUCACUGUACUACUUAAUGACUGCUAUUGGCAAUCCAGACAUGUGCAAUGACUAUUUACAGAGAGCUUUACAAUACAUAAAUCUUGAUAAUCUGAGAGGCAAACGUAUUAGCUUUCUUUGUGGUGAUGCUGGUCCUUUGGCAAUAGCGACCAUUAUUUCAUAUAAACUAAGUAGAACAUGUCCAGAAAAUGUACCCCAUUACAAGGAACUAACAAGGAGGUUAUUAGAUCUGGAAUCAUUGUGCAGUGUUUCACCUGAUGAAAUUUUAUAUGGAAAAUCUGGAUAUCUAUAUUCUUUACUAUUUGUUAAGAAAUAUAUCAAUGGAAAGGAUAUCAUACCAUCAUCUCAUAUUGAAAAGGUAACAAGUGCAAUAUUGGCAUCUGGCAAACAAUUCUCCGCACAAACAAAGUCUCAGAGCCCCUUACUUUGGCAAUGGCAUGAUAAAGUAUACCUGGGUGCUGCUCAUGGAAUGGCUGGAAUACUCUAUAUGUUGCUACAGGCUGCGGAGUACAUCAAAUCGAAUGAGUUGAGAUUGUUUGUGAAACCAAGUAUUGAUUGGUUGUUAAGUCUUCGCUUCUCAAGUGGCAACUUUCCAUCUUCAUUGGGGAGCAGUUCUGGAGACCGGCUUGUGCAAUGGUGUCAUGGUGCACCUGGCCUUGUGCCACUUUGUAUAACAGCAUAUAAGAUAUUCAAAGAGGAAAAAUAUUUAAAAACUGCAUUACAAUGUGGUGAAGUUGUGUGGGAGCGAGGCUUGUGCACGAAAGGAUACAGUAUUUGUCAUGGCGUCAGUGGCAAUACAUACGCGUUCCUACAACUAUAUCAAAUAACUAAGGUAAAAUUGAGUUCGACCUACUGAUCACCAAAAACUUAUUAUAUCGCACUGCGCUCGUCACCCUCAGGUUAUGGUCUCUGAUGUACAUAUAUCGGCACACUUCAAUCCGGUUCAAAAAAUGUUUACUCACUCUUAUUUAUGUAUACCUAACAACUGCCCUUAAUUUGUCGGAACAAUACCAACAUCCUAUAUUAAUAUACCAGUAAAUGGCUGAGAAAUAUCACUAUUAAAUAGGAUUAAACUACGAUUAUUUAGUUCGUUAAAAAAUAAGAAUAUAGGUAUAAUACAAAUACAUAAAUGAUAUAUAUUACACAUAAUACCGUUGAUGUAACUGUGUCUAUCUGUUACUCUUUCAUGGCUGAACUAUAUAAAUUAUUUUGAUGAGAUGUACUAUCAUGCCACUAUUUUAAAAAUACCAAAAAUUACUAUAAAAUAUCCCAAGAAAUUAGCAAAUCACUAACAAAUUUCAAUAACUGUUAUUGAUGUGUACAGUGAAUAGUCAAACCAUGCGAAAGCGCCUUUAAACUUCGUUACUAUGUCGCCCGAACCAAAAUGUAUUUGUAAUACACAGAAAAUAAUGUUAUAAUUGGCUACAAUUUACAAAGGCGAAUUCGAUGAAAGCCAUUUUAUACAAAUAUGUUUUUACAUACAAUAUAAAUGUGCUGUUAAAGUGGCCAUACAUGUUUUGUAGCGUUUAAAUAACCUAUAUUCUAUAGGUGAUAAGUUCACCUUCCUUGGGCUAACUGUGAAAAUUGUCAAGAUCAAUAAAGAUAUAUUUUCGAUCUCCAAAAUCCAAUUCGAGCACUAAAGCAUUUAUUCGACCAAUCAACG
This is a messenger RNA of Leptidea sinapis, 2265 nucleotides long. RefSeq names its product lanC-like protein 2. The transcript is spliced from 7 exons. The record is from RefSeq and is a predicted model, not a curated record. Bases 397 to 1458 code for a protein of 353 amino acids. Gene Ontology annotation, cellular component: plasma membrane. Lineage: Eukaryota; Metazoa; Arthropoda; Insecta; Lepidoptera; Pieridae. Gene Ontology annotation, biological process: carbohydrate metabolic process; peptide modification.